This is a messenger RNA of Xiphias gladius (swordfish), 3583 nucleotides long. RefSeq names its product neuroligin 2a (gene nlgn2a). Gene Ontology annotation, biological process: neuron cell-cell adhesion; chemical synaptic transmission; modulation of chemical synaptic transmission. Gene Ontology annotation, cellular component: postsynaptic specialization membrane; synapse; cell surface. The coding region runs from base 886 to 3501 and encodes 871 amino acids. The transcript has 12 exons. Lineage: Eukaryota; Metazoa; Chordata; Actinopteri; Istiophoriformes; Xiphiidae. Gene Ontology annotation, molecular function: signaling receptor activity; neurexin family protein binding. The record is from RefSeq and is a predicted model, not a curated record.
UCCCGGCUGUUAAAUCCGCCGAGUCCCCCGCAGACUCGUCCGGGUUAUUUGGGGGGGGGGGGGUGAUUUUGUCGUUAAAGGGCCUCGGUAAAAACGGACUUUCUGCCCGAGGCAAACCGGACUGUCAGCCGAGAGAUUAAUUAAUAUAUUGCCGUGCUCGAGGAGACAGUGACCGAACUGAGGCUGCCUGCUCGGAUGGGCAAUCAUACUCUAUCCUGCUGUAUGUGGUGUGUAAUGCAGUAGAGCAGCUUUAUUUCUGGUGUUCAGUCUCUACUGUCAUUGUCUCCAGUCAUGAAGUCCCACCUGCCGGCCCGGUUGGAUUGAACGAGGUACGCUUUUUGUUCGCUUGACAUUUACCGCUACUGGAGAACGGUUUAGUGAAGAGGACGAGGAGAAGGACGAAAUCUCAGAAAACCCCCCCCCAAAAAAACAACAGUGGGAAUCAGGCACCCCAUCAGCACCCGUGGAAAUUAACAGAAUUCAGUGGCUAUUAAAAACAUCAAUCAAAUUAUCUGGAUAAUAGAAGACCAAUAGUGAUGGAACGCAACAGAGUCAUGGCUGGGGAAGCAUUUCGGAUCGUCAUUGCUCAGAAUCAGCACUGACCUGGCACCCUGACCAAGGUCAAACCUUCUUCUCCAGUACCCCAAGGACCCUUCUUUGCCUGAGGAACUGCCUCCAUCUCACCUUCAGUCAGCGCUCCUGGUCUUGAUCAAACCUCCAAAAAGGCUCCUUUUAGUCUUUCAGGGUCUGCCUGCUUUUGUUGUUUUAAUCCCUCUCUUAUACUUUAAUUCUACAUUGUUGGUUAUAAUCUACAUACUCGCAUAAAAAGACAGAAGCACUCCAGAACAGAGUAGAAGCAGUUGGCUGAACAAUAGGAAACCAGUCAUGUACCCCUUUCCACUUGGUCUAAGCAAACAAAGUCGGUGGGGUUUGUUGUCAAGGACGCGCCCCCUAACUCUCAUGACAGACUGGUUCCUGAUGGGUGCCCUAGGCCUCAUUUUGCUCUUCAGCCUGGCCUCGAGCCAGAAGGUGGACCCUUCCAAACACCCAAUAGUCACCACCAACUACGGCAAGCUCAGAGGCAUCAAGAAAGACUUGAACAAUGAGAUUCUAGGCCCUGUGGAGCAGUACCUGGGUGUGCCCUACGCCACAGCACCCAUCGGCGACCGCCGCUUUCAGCCACCCGAAGCCCCGGGAUCCUGGCAGGAGAUCCGCAACGCCACACAGUUUGCCCCCGUGUGCCCUCAGAACGUCCACGGGGUGCUUCCAGAGAUAAUGCUGCCCGUGUGGUUCACAGACAACCUGGAUGUGGCGGCGGGUUACAUCCAGAACCAGAGCGAGGACUGCCUCUACCUCAAUAUCUACGUGCCCACGGAGGAUGGUCCGCUCACAAAAAAACAUGAUGAAUCUUCAAUGAACAAGCCUCGAGAUGAAGAUAUUCGUGACCGCAGGAAGAAGCCUGUCAUGCUGUUUAUUCAUGGAGGCUCCUACAUGGAAGGCACUGGAAACAUGUUUGAUGCCAGCGUCCUCGCUGCGUACGGCAACGUGAUUGUGGUGACCAUGAACUACCGGCUCGGUGUACUCGGCUUCCUCAGUACUGGUGAUCAGUCCGCUAAGGGAAACUAUGGCCUGCUGGACCAGAUCCAGGCCCUGCGUUGGCUCAAUGAGAACAUCGGCCAUUUCGGCGGAGACCCAGAGAGGAUCACCAUCUUCGGCUCUGGAGCUGGGGCGUCCUGCGUUAACCUCCUUAUUCUCUCGCACCACUCGGAGGGUCUGUUCCACAGGGCGAUAGCCCAGAGUGGAACAGCCAUCUCCAGCUGGUCUGUCAACUACCAGCCCCUCAAAUACACCAAGAUCCUGGCCCGGAAGGUGGGCUGCACCUACACAGAGACGGCCGACCUGGUUGACUGCCUGAGACGCAAGAACUUCAGAGAACUGGUGGACCAGGACAUCCAGCCAGCCCGCUACCACAUUGCCUUUGGCCCUGUAGUGGAUGGCGAUGUGGUGCCCGAUGAUCCUGAGAUCCUCAUGCAGCAGGGGGAGUUCCUCAACUAUGACAUUCUAAUAGGAGUGAACCAGGGUGAGGGGCUGAAGUUUGUGGAUGACAGCGAGGACAACGAUGGCAUCUCAGCCGCAGCAUUUGACUACACCAUCUCUAACUUUGUCGAUAACCUCUACGGAUACCCUGAAGGCAAAGACAUCCUGAGGGAGACCAUUAAGUUCAUGUACACCGACUGGGCAGACAGGGACAAUGGCGACAUGCGGAGGAAGACCCUGUUAGCCCUGUUUACAGACCACCAGUGGGUGGCGCCAGCAGUUGCCACAGCCAAGCUCCAUGCUGAGUUUCAGUCCCCGGUUUACUUUUACACGUUCUACCACCACUGUCAGACCGAGACACGACCUGAGUGGGCCGACGCAGCCCAUGGAGAUGAGAUACCAUACGUGUUUGGUGUGCCCAUGAUCGGCGCCACAGAUCUGUUCCCAUGCAACUUCUCGAAGAAUGAUGUGAUGUUAAGCGCUGUGGUUAUGACUUACUGGACCAACUUUGCCAAGACUGGGGACCCCAACCUGCCAGUCCCUCAGGACACCAAGUUCAUUCACACCAAGCCCAAUCGUUUUGAAGAGGUCAUCUGGACCAAGUUCAACUCAAAGGACAAGCAGUAUCUCCACAUUGGCUUAAAACCUCGUGUUAGAGACAACUACAGGGCCAACAAGGUGGCGUUCUGGCUGGAAUUAGUUCCCCACCUCCACAGUCUACAUGAGGUGCUCUUCCCCACUACUACCCGCUCACCGCCAGGGCCUCGCCCAGGCACGUACGGACCAUGGCCCAGAACACCGGGCCCACGCACCACCCGUCACCCCUACCCUACAUUCCCCUCUGAUCCAGAGCCUGAAGGCUCAGAACGUCCAUACCAGGACCUCUUCCCUGGAGACACCCGGGACUACUCCACUGAGCUGAGUGUGACAGUCGCUGUCGGGGCGUCGCUCCUCUUCCUCAACAUCCUGGCCUUUGCCGCCCUUUACUACAAGCGUGACAAGCGGCACGAGAUGCGGCGCCACCGGCUAUCUCCUCAGCGGGGCGGCCCUGCCAACGACCUGGCUCACAGUCAGGAGGAGGAGAUCAUGUCUCUGCAGAUGAAGCACUCAGAGCACGAUGCUCACCACGACAUGGAGCCUCUCCGGCCCCAUGACAUCCUACGGCCCGCUUGCCCACCUGACUACACACUGGCGCUACGCCGUGCCCCCGACGACGUGCCGCUGAUGACACCUAACACCAUCACCAUGAUCCCCAGUACCAUCACCAGCAUGCAGCCUCUUCAUGCCUUUAACACCUUCCCCUCCACUGGCCACAACAACACCCUUCCCCACCCCCACUCCACAACCAGGUGCUCCUUUGCUCUAAGGAUUCAUAAACUACUGAGCUGUAGGAGGGGGCGUAGAGUACAUACACUAACACUGGAGGGCGCCAUUGUGGCAGAUACGGUGCAGUCUGCCCACUGAGGGAACUGGACGUGUGAAGAAAAAUACCAAACUGGGUGGCAGGACAGAGACACACAACAUCUGGAAGAGGAUCUAAACUGUA